AUGGGUCUACGCAUACGAAAAACAAAGAGGUUAGCACUGUUGAUUUUCACAUCAUUGUUACUUCUUGUUGUUCUAUUUAGGCUUUUCCAAGGAUAUUCUCUUUUCGAGCAUUUUGUAACACCCAGAGAGGUUAAUGACUCAGAAAAAGCACAUUGCCUUUCUAAACUGCUUCAGUCAGAGGGCAAUAGAGGAGCAGAUUGGUCAAAUGAGUUCUACGAACCAGCGGUAUGGAAAAGUUUCGUAUCCUACAUGAAUGGAGGUCGCAAAGAUGCGAGAAAGGUGUCUCAAUCGCUAUCCAGUUUGCGUUGGUAUCAGCAAUGCACCAAAGAAACCACCAUCGACCAGGAUGUCCAUCUUCUCCGCGAAGUAGAGAGCAAGUUGUUCCCAUAUAUGAACUUCGCAAAGUUAAGCAAUGAAGACUCGCAGGCUUUCUGGCCGCUUCACACUCGAUUUGAUGGAACAACGCACCGCGGCCGGGUGUUACACUUCUCUGUCGAAAACAAUUCAUUCAUAGGGACUUCACCCGUUGGGUUCAUCUCUGGCCGAUCAUUUUGGGAGAACUGGUUGCAUUCAGCUAUCCAAAAAGAUUCAAAGGGCUUAGUAAUGAGUGCAUCUGAUGCCCUUGUGAGUGAUACAAUUCGACUCAUGAGAAUUUUGCGUCUGUUGAAUAAUUCACUACCAAUUGAGAUUGUUCAUAAAUCUGAUUUAAGUAAGAGCUCCCAACAACUUUUGAUAGCGUCUGCAAGAGAAUCUGCAUCUUCGAAUUAUCCCCCUCAAGAGCUGUGGUUCUUGGACGUAAAGAGUCUGAUAAAGGACGAAUAUUUAAAUAGGUUCAAGCGCUUUUCGAAUAAAUGGCUAGCUAUAACCUUUUCCUCAUUUCAAAUGCCAAUUUUUUUGGAUUCUGAUACCGUUCCUUUCGUUCCAUUGGAUGGAUUUUACCGCACAGGUGAGUUUGAAAGAACUGGGACUCUCUUUUUCAAAGACCGAAGCUUCCCACUGUCCAAGUUGAGCUCGCAGCAGACCAAAGCGUUAAGGCAGAUAAUCAAUAAUAGUUUGGGCAUAUCCUCGAAUUCAGAACAAGGUUUUGAGUCUCUGAAAAAUAGUUCAAAAGAUGACACCGCCAUUGGUGCAAUAGAUAGCGUUAUCUUCAAGCAACAAAAGCAUUACAUGGACAGCGGUCUGCUAGUUAUAGACAAACAGAAACACUUUUUUUGUUUACCAAUCGCUAUAAUGCUACAGUUUUCACCCAUUCAAGAAUAUUUCCACGGAGACAAAGAGUGGUUCUGGCUUAGUUUGCUUCUCUCAAAUGAAGAAUUCACUUUUCAUCCAGUCGAGGCCUCAAACGUGGGAAAGUUAGAGGAGUCGAGCACUCCAGAAAGUGGUCAGAUCUGUUCUAUCCAACUAGCUCAUACUGAUGUGCAUGGUAAUCUUUUAUGGUUAAAUGGUGGCCUCUCUGUCUGUAAAAAGGCUUGUUGGAAGUAUGACUUCACCAAACGUAAGGGUAUUGCGGCUAAAUACAAGAGUGUUAAUGCAUUACAGAAGUACUAUCAGUCGCCUGUGAUACUCGAAAACGUGAUAACUCCAGAGGUUAGUAAGUCCUCCUGGUUAAAUCGCGACGAAUGUGCUAUGUACACCUACUGUACAAAUUACAAGAGGGGAGAAUAUGGAACACUAAUAAAGUUUACAGAUUCUCAAAAGAGAUAUUAUGAAAAAUUUGUGCAGUUGUGGAAUGAGGUUGUAUGA
Molecule: messenger RNA, 1743 nt
Organism: Saccharomyces kudriavzevii IFO 1802
Lineage: Eukaryota; Fungi; Ascomycota; Saccharomycetes; Saccharomycetales; Saccharomycetaceae
Gene: MNT4
Product: putative alpha-1,3-mannosyltransferase
Exons: 1
Coding region: 1-1743 (580 amino acids)
Biological process (GO): protein O-linked glycosylation
Cellular component (GO): Golgi apparatus
Molecular function (GO): alpha-1,3-mannosyltransferase activity
Source: RefSeq, a predicted model, not a curated record